This is a messenger RNA of Triticum urartu, 1387 nucleotides long. NCBI's taxonomy places the organism in Eukaryota, Viridiplantae, Streptophyta, Magnoliopsida, Poales, Poaceae. The record is from RefSeq and is a predicted model, not a curated record.
CCUAGACCAGAUUUAAUUUGUGUGUGAAUAUUCCGACGAUUCUCUUGUGAUGGGUUUACUUCUGUAAACUGUUUGCACUCCAGGCUCAUUUAAAUGACUACUCUCUGUUCUUGAAUGAAAGAUUCCAAGUUGAGGCGGAGAAAAUGCUUGUCUUCUACUUGUGCUCUUCUUCAACAAAUGUGUUCUUGAUCUUUUAUAGAUUUAUUUUGGCAGCAGUGGCCAUGGACGAUGUAGUGGGUUCCUUAUCCAAGAAGUGGAGGCUGGACGAGCUGGAAUCGCAAGAGCCCCCGAUGAGCAGAGAUGGAGGCAGCAUUGACGAUAAUGCGAACCCCGACCUCAUCAGCCGCCUUCCCGAAGAGAUCGUCGGCAGCAUCCUCUCCCUCCUCCCUACCACCAAGGGCGCCAUGCAGACAUCUGUUCUAUCCUCCGGGUGGCGCCACCUUUGGCGUACUGCCCCGCUCAACCUUGUCAUCGACCAGGCCCCAUCAGCCAGGAGAGCAAGCGCAUCACCGUCGUCUCCAAGAUCCUUGCCGCACACUCUGGUCCUGCCCGCUGUCUCUUCUUCAACCAACCCGGUGGCAUCUGCCUCCGCCGUGAGUUCUAUGCCAAGUUCGACAGCUGGUUCCGGUCCUCUUCCCUCAAUGGCCUUGAGGAGCUCUACUUGUAUGGAGGUGAUAUGUUGCCGUGCCUGCUGCCAUCGUCCGCCCUCCGCUUCGCAUCCACGCUAUGCAUCGCCAGCAUCGGCCACUGCGAUUUUGCCUUGAUUAAUGAUGCCCUUGCGCUUAGCUUCCCUCAGCUGAAGCAGCUCAAGCUCUAUCGUGUCUCCAUCUCGGAGGUGACCCUCCACCACCUGCUUGCCGGCUGCACUAUGCUACAGAGCCUUGAUCUUCGAUGGAUCCGUGGGCCCAGCAGCAUCCGGAUCAUCUCGCCGACUGUCCGAAGUAUUGGCAUAUCUGUUUGUGACUACUACGAUGAAAAGCUUGUGUUCCCGGAACUUGUUAUUGAGGAUGCACCUUGCCUUGAAAGAUUGAUCCCACAUGGUUUAAGGGGUGGUCCAAGGACAAUCAGGGUCAUCGCAGCGCCAAAACUGGCAGUGUUGGGCUACCUGUCUAGGCUAAUCUCCGAACUUGUUAUUGGAACCAUAAGGGUUAAGGAAAUGAUCCCUAUCAUGUUCACCACGACGGUACGCACAGUAAAGGUCUUGGUUCUACAAUCUGUCGGCCCUAAUCUGGAUGCAAUUGUUGCAUUCCUUAAAUGCUUUCCCUGCAUGGAGAAGCUGUACAUUCAGCACCACCGUGCCGACGCGUCGACGCCUGUGAGCAGCGGCAGCCCGUGGCACCGGCGACCUUCCUCCUCCUCCUCCUGCUCCCUGCUCCCUGUUAAGUGA